Molecule: messenger RNA, 656 nt
Organism: Rhodamnia argentea
Lineage: Eukaryota; Viridiplantae; Streptophyta; Magnoliopsida; Myrtales; Myrtaceae
Product: glycine-rich RNA-binding protein 4, mitochondrial-like
Exons: 5
Coding region: 65-472 (135 amino acids)
Molecular function (GO): RNA binding
Source: RefSeq, a predicted model, not a curated record
CUUUCAAAGUAUAAAGAGAAGGGGAGUGAUCUGCUUCCUUUUGGUAGCACUUAGCAGGCUCAGCAUGGACAGGACUAGGGCUUUGACAGCUCAAAACCCAAACCAGACCUUUAGCUUACGCCGCUUUUGUUCUCCACCCAUGUCGUGUUCCUCUCCCUCCAAUAGCAAACUCUUUGUUGGCGGAAUGUCGUGGUCAGUUGAUGAGAAGUCCUUGAAAGAUGCUUUCUCUUCAUUUGGGGAGGUCACUGAAGUUAAGAUUUUGAAUGACAAAGCCAUUGGUAGAUCAAGCGGCUUUGGUUUUGUUUGUUUUACAAACCAACCUGAGGCUACAAGUGCAAAAGAUGCCAUAGAUGGGAAGGCAUUGCUAGGCCAACCCUUAAGGAUAAGCUACGCUCUUGAAAAGGUCCGUGAUGCUCCAGUUGUCGUCCAUCGCCUCUCGAGUAUUGGCAAUGGCACCAGUCUGAAGCAGUGAUCUUCCCUGCUUGAGACUGAGACUGGUCUUGGCAAAGGAAGCGAAUCAACUUGCCCGGUGAAAAGGGAAACGGCCAUAAUCCAUAUUUAUGAAGCUUGGUCUCGUUGGCCUGGAGGAUCAAACACUGAUGAAGCUUGGUUUCAAUUACGUGGAGGAUCUAUUGCUGAGAUCUAAUCAUCAGCUA